Messenger RNA from Schistosoma guineensis, 2939 nucleotides. Lineage: Eukaryota; Metazoa; Platyhelminthes; Trematoda; Strigeidida; Schistosomatidae. The record is from the annotation of a GenBank genome assembly.
GUGAAGUAGUCGCCAACAUUUCGGACUAGACGGAACGAAUGCCCACUUUGGGUUGUUAAAUGUUUUUGACCCCACCGUUUUUGAUCUAAAGUUAUAUCUGGCAAAUAAUAACGUUAAGGCAUAUUUCAUGAAAGUUCUGGAGUUUAGUAAGAUAUAAUCACACCCACAACCGAUGAAUCUUCCCGUUUAAUACCAGUAGUAAACUUUGGCGGCUAAAAUAAAAAACGUAUUGUGUCAGUUUAUUGUAAGCUUAUUAUUGCAAGUAAUUAUUCUGUACAAUGACCGUGGAUUCUGCGGUAACUAUUAUACCUAUUCUCCAACAAAAAUGUGACACUUUAAAAAGCAAGAUAGCAGAUUUCACUUUGGUUAAUCAGGCCUUACAAUUGAAAACUUAUCAACUAUUAAAUUUCAUCAAUCGUCACGAAGAUUUCUCUGGUUUAAUUACAAAAGAAUACGAUGAGGUUUCUAACGAUAUUAAUAUUGUUCAAUCAGCCAUAGAUAGGUAUACAUGUGAACUGGAAGAUUGGAAAUCGAAACUUGAUCAGUAUAUGAUGAUGGUGACAACUGUGGUGUUAAAUAACAGUACUAAUAGUACAACUAACGGUAGUAAUGUUAGUAAUCUUAAUAAUAAUAACAAUGGGGAUGACAGUAUCAAUUUGACAUUUGGGUCAACUAAAUUACCUAUUGUUGCGUCAUCUCAAUCUCCGUCUCUUCCAUCCGUGUUCUUAUCGUCAACCAACUCCCCAGUUCAACUAGAUAAUUCAUCUUUAGGAACUCUACAAAGUGUUAAUAAUAAAUUUUCUGAGUUUAAAUCAUCUCACCCAACAACAACAACAAUAACAACAAAAUUACGUUUACGUGCACACUUCCCAAACAGUCAAUUUACAUUAGUUGAAAUUAAAUCUGGACAACAAAUCAAACAUGCUUUAGAAAAGAAAUUAUCACAUCGUGGUCUACACUUAGAACAGUUAAUUGUUUACCGAUCACGUACAGGUCUACCAGUUUCAUGGGAAGAUGACGCUGAACAAAUUGCUUUAAUUGGUGAAGAAUUAAUAGUUGAUUUUGCUCGACGAAACUUUAAACGUUUAGAACAUCAUUUUCAACGAAAGACAUUUUUUGAAAAGGCUUAUUGUAAUCUAUGCCAUAAGUCUAUAUUCCAUGGUGCUAUAUGUAAAGCCUGUGGUUGCGCCUAUCAUAAUCGUUGUCUUCCGCGUGUCGAUAAGAAUUGCUUGUCCAAUUUAGAUGAUGAUGUUUUCUAUGUUGGUGAUCAACUAAGCAGUCGAAACUCUUUGGGUACUUCUAAUUCAUCUAUACACGGAUCAAAUUGGUUAGUUUCUUCAAAUGCAACACCAGGCUAUACACAUUUCUAUCAUUUUAAUCCUGAAGACCUAACAACAGUUCGUGUAUUGACUAAUUCUACUGGAGGUGGUUUCGAUAGUAAUAAUCUUCUAUUGAAUAGUCAAUAUCUUCCAACAUCUUUCGAAAGUGGAGGUGGACAUUUUCCUCGUCAGUGUUUGUCACUAACCUGUAGAGAACGUUCAUCGUCAACACCGAAUGUAUCGAACAAUUUAAUUCCACCAAAUCAACAGAAAAGUUUAUUCACUCCCAGUUCACUUGGAAAGCGAGAGGCGAAUAAAAUUAUUCAAGGAUCCCCUUUACACAUUGUAUAUCCAGUUACAAAUUAUAAUUAUACAACUGGUAAUGGAGUACCAGAAAGUCCAUCAAUUCCCAAUGAUGGUUGUUUUCUAUCAAAUUUAUCUAUACCAUAUAAUCAAAGAUCUGGCAGUGAUCCAAAACAAUCUAUCAAAGUAAAAAAUAGACGUGGUUCAAAUGAUGAAUGGGAGAUAAAUGGACAAGAAAUUACUAAAGGUCCAAGAAUCGGUUCUGGAUCAUUUGGUACUGUAUUUAAAGGUUAUUGGCAUGGAAAUGUUGCUAUUAAAGAAUUGAAUGUUGUUGAUCCUACACCACAACAAUUGAAAGCUUUCAAAAAUGAAGUCAGUGUAUUGAGAAAGACACGACAUGAAAAUAUUCUUUUAUUUAUGGGUUGUGUCUCUAAACCAUGUAUAGCUAUCAUCACUCAAUGGUGUGAAGGGUCCAGUUUGUAUAAACAUCUUCAUGUGUUAGAGCAUCGUUUUGAUGUUCCAGAACUAGUCGAUAUUGCCAAGCAAACAUCACAGGGAAUGGAUUAUUUACAUGCUAAGAAUAUAAUACAUCGUGACUUAAAGUCAAGUAAUAUAUUCUUACAUGAUCGUACUGUGAAAAUUGGCGAUUUUGGUUUGGCCACAGUAAAAAGUCGUUGGUGGAAUACUGGUUGUCAACAACCAACUGGAUCUAUAUUUUGGAUGGCUCCUGAAGUUAUUCGUAUGGAAGGUGAAACACCGUAUACUAAUCUUUCAGAUGUAUACGCAUAUGGUGUAGUGAUUUAUGAAUUGAUUACUGGUCAACUACCUUAUUCUCAUUAUAAUAAUCGUGAUCAAAUUUUAUUUCUUGUUGGUCGAGGUUUAUUAAAACCUGAUCUAACUGUAUGUCGUGCAGAUAUUCCUCAUCAAUUACAACGUUUAUCAUUAGAUUGUUGCAGUUUUCAACGUGAAAAUCGACCACCAUUCUCUCAGAUUUAUCCAUGUUUAGAUUCAUUAUAUCGUUCAUUACCAAAAUUACAUAAAUGUUCAUCAGAACCAAAUAUUAAUGGUAUUGUAUCACGUGGUAAUGUAACAAUUGGAUCAUCAAACAAUGAACGUUUAGGUAUGGAUGAAUUUAAUGAUAAACGUAUUAUUUCUAAUAAAUCUGCUACAGUUACAACUAAUUAUUUAAGUUUAUCACCAAAAACACCAUUUAAUAAUAGUAAUAGUAAUAAUAACAAUAAUAAUAAUAAUGGUAAUACAAUAUCAUCAUCAAUUACAAAUGAAUUGUUUUUUACAAAUCGACCCAGAGACAAUUAG